AUGGCUCGACCCAUGGGGUCGGUUCGCCUGAAGAAGGCGAACCCAUUCACUCUUUUACUGGGCAUCGUCCUCUGUAUAUUCAUUCUCUACUUCCUCAUCUCGCCUUCCUCCACCCCGAGUAGCACCACCCGAGUUGUUGUCGACAGCGCCCGGCAUCACCUCUCACCACCGACAUCACCGUAUCGCAAACCUAAAUCGGACGCCGCUGUCGAGAUUGGCCCCCCGCCUGUCACCCGUUACAACCUCAAUAAUGUUACCAUCACGGCCGAUCCGAUUGGCAACCAGGAGCAUGUCCUGAUCCUGACUCCCAUGGCCAGGUUCUAUCAGGAGUACUGGGAUAAUCUUCUCAGACUGAGCUACCCCCACGGACUCAUCACCCUGGGCUUCAUAUUACCCAAGUCGAAGGAGGGAAAUGCGGCCACCGCACUGCUGCAGCAGCAGAUCCAGAAGACCCAGAAGCAAGGUCCUGAGAAGGACCGCUUCAAGAGCAUCAUCAUCCUGCGCCAGGAUUUCGAGCCAUCGCUGCAAUCCCAGGACGAGAGCGAGCGCCACAAGAUGGCCAACCAGAAGGCUAGACGAGAGGACAUGUCGAAGGCGCGCAACUCGCUCCUCUUCACCACCCUGGGACCUGCCACCUCGUGGGUUCUCUGGCUGGACAGCGAUAUUGUGGAGACACCGCCUUCUUUGAUCCAGGACCUGGCGGGAUACUCGAAGCCUGUGAUUGUGGCCAACUGCUUCCAAAAGUACUACGAUGCUGAGAAAAAGAGCAUGGCCGAGAGGCCAUAUGACUUCAACAGUUGGCAGGAUAGCGACGUCGCACAGAAACUCGGCGCUUCAAUGGGCCCUGACGAUAUUCUCCUCGAGGGGUAUGCUGAGAUGGCCACAUACCGACUGCUGAUGGCUUACAUGGCCACGAAUCCUUCUGAGAAGGAUACAGUUGUUCCCCUUGACGGAGUUGGUGGUACUGCCUUGCUAGUCCGAGCAGACGUGCACCGUGACGGGGCCAUGUUCCCUCCUUUCGCCUUUUAUCAUCUCAUUGAAACUGAAGGCUUUGCUAAAAUGGCCAAGCGGUUGGGGUGGCAACCAUAUGGUUUGCCAAACUACAAGGUGUAUCAUUACAAUGAAUGA
Molecule: messenger RNA, 1128 nt
Organism: Clonostachys rhizophaga
Lineage: Eukaryota; Fungi; Ascomycota; Sordariomycetes; Hypocreales; Bionectriaceae
Source: the annotation of a GenBank genome assembly